AUCUUAACAAUUUUGGUGGGUCAGGAGUCCAGGCACAACUUAACUGGAUCCUCUGGUUAGGGUUUCACAAAGCUGCAGUGAAGGUGUCCUCUGGCCUGCAGUCUCAUCUGGAGAUUGGACUGGGGAAGAAUCCAUUUCCAAGAUCACUUCGAUGGUUGAGAGAAUUCAUUUCCUUGUGUUUGCAGGCCUGAGGGUCUCGGCAUCUUGCUGGCCGUUGGCUGGAGGCUGCCUUCAGCUCCUAGAGGCCUCCUACCUCCUUGCUCCACGGACUUCCCCAAUAUGGUCCCUUCCUUCAUCAAGCCAGAAAGGACAGUCCACCAGCAAGAGAAAUCCUCUGUGACGCAGUGUAGGCACAGGAGUGGCAUGUAUCGCCGCUGCUCUAUUUAUUGUUUGCAAACAUUACAGAUUCCAUUGCCCUCAAGGAAAGGGGGGUCCGCCAAGGUGUGAAUGCCAGGAGGUGGUGGGAAUCGAGGGGUCACUUUAGAGUCUUUGUGUCACACAAACAUACCUUUGUCACUUCUGAGUUUUUAAAUUAAAUAAAGCCAUGAAUAUAACCCUUUAAAAAUUGUCAUGUACAACACUAAAUAAGAAGUAAAACUUAAACCCAGAGCACAUCUGACAUCAAAGCUCAUGGCCUCUCUUUCCUGGCCAUAUUUCAUACUUGAAGUAUGUAUGAAAUACACCAUAUGUAAAAUAUCAUGGACUAGUUCAAAAAUCCAGUCCAAACCGUAUUUCCAAUAUCUCUGAAUAAAUUCCUAGAAUGAAGAGUAAGAGCAAAAUGCGUGGGAGUCAAGUGGUUUCCAGCCACCUGUAGGAAUACGGGUAUUUUUUGACCCUCGGUACCAGCAUCAGUAAAAGAGGUCAAUUUACCAUUUAUAUGAGUUACUUUUGUGGUUAGUUUGGGGACCAAGUGAGAUACUGGUUACUGAAUAAAUUUCUGUUUCUGGAAUCAUCGUCCCCACCAUGAUUAUACAGAAUGACGGUGAGGAUGCCGAGCAAGGGAGGAGACAGAAAUCCUUGAGUUAGUCGUGCGUUUCGCUGGUACCAACCACCGUGUGGUUUGAUGACCAAAACAAAACUUCACUGAUUUCAUAGGAGGAAAAAAUGCAUUUGAUUUUUGCCUUAAAUUGUAACCAUUCGGCUUAUCACUGAUUUGAAUUCUUUUUUGAUCAUUUGCAUUUAAAUUUUUUCCUUCUAUGAUUUUUAUCCAUUUGCUUUUUUGACGUGCCUACUGAUUUGAAUGAAGCCUUCCUCUGUCCUAUACGCCCAAAUAUUCCCAUCCCUCCGCUGCUCAUUUCUGUGCUCAUUUUGUUUACGGGGUGUGAGGGGCGGCGGCGGGCGAAGGAGAGAAAAGGCAUCCGCUGCUUUUCGCUCCAGGAGUUAACUUGGUCGCUCCCCGCCUGGGGUGAUGGGGGCGCUGGGCUUUUGCACCGCCCUGCGCAGCGUGCGCUUCGGGGCCGGUCUCUGCAAAGUUGGAUGCGCGGCGGCCGCCAGGCUACGGGCAGCAGCAGCCGGGCGGCCGCGCCGCCCCCGCCCUCCCCGUGCGCCCCGGGGCGCGCGCCCGGCCCGGUCGCCGCCCGCGCCGCCGAGCCGCUCGGGAGCCGUUGGGGAGCCGGCGGCGGCCGCGGGGCGCCGGGCGCGGGGCGGCGCGGAGCGCGCAUACCGGAGCCGGGGCUCGGCCACCGCCGGGCGGGCCCAGCGCACGCGGCUGGGGAACCUGCGCGGGGCGCCGAAGGACAGGGACUGCUGGAUGGACCUAUCCGUGGUGUGACCAGUACAGUAACCUGGCAUUGCUCCUUGUGGUACACAACAAACAAAAUAGAACGAAAACUGGACCUCUUUCUGUGUUUGCAAAAUGAAGAGGUCUGGCUGAUCGCAGGUGAUCUUUAAGGCUCUGUCCUUCCCGGAGAGACUGUCUUUUGAAGAAUUUGUAAUACAAAUAUUAACUGAAACCCAGAGUAAGACAUUAUCCGUCCUAAAAUUUUAAGCCUAUCAACGGGGAGACAUCUGAUAGUUGAGUUUACAGCUCAUCAGUCUCUCGAAAAUAGCUGAAUUAUUAUGCAUCCCAUGAUUCUAAAUGGUGACAUUCCAUGCUAUUAAAUAAAAGUGUUUCAUGGGAAACCAAAACCCCAUGCUUCUUACCACAAGACGGACUAAUGGGUUAACACACUAGAGCCUUCAUCUCUGUGUAUUUUGAAACAGUUUCCAGGAAAGAUCAAGAAUAGUAACGAAGCAUUCGCUGUCUAGUAUAUAAGCAUAACAGCUCGGGGCAACACGGCAGGCAAGAAGUUUCAAAACUGCUUUGAAAAAUAUCCAUCAUAGAUUUGCAGGCCUGAAAAUUGCAGUUGAAAUCAUUUUUUGUACUCAUGGCUAUUGGUCAGCUGAGAUGAUGAACUACAGAGACUAAGAAUUUACGAGAGUAUAUUAAAUCAUUAAUUCAGUCUUUUGAAAGGGAAAGGGUAAAGGUUUCUCUUUUAUCGAAGUAGUUAUAGGAAGAAUGUCUUACGGUGAAAGUUACAACAGGUAUUUUCUCUGCUAAAUAACCAAAAGUUGCUGACUUAAAGUUCCAGUCACAAUGCUGGAUCGUCCUCCAAAAGAGAGAAUGCAGGUGUUCAUUCACGCAGAUCCAGAGUGAGACCUUCUUUACUGUCUGUUCUUCAACAGAAUCAUAACCUCCAGUGACUCACACACACUCUGAAAUUGGGUGGGGGUGGAGAGGAGGAUUUGAAUUCCAGAAAGACAAGCAACUGGCUGUCUUUGGAAGAAUCUGCUUCCCUCCGAGCCUCAUCGUCCACUCUGAACGACUCUGAUGAUACUGUUUAGGUUGCAGACUUGUGACCACCCUCCCCGCCGCCCCCCCACUGCCCCAGACGAGUCUGUAUGCAGAAGAGCUAGUGACUGGCACACAGUAGGAGCACAGCUCACCUUGGUUCUCCCUUUCUUCUUAGUGUUUGCUGACUAACUGAGCAAACUGUAGGAUGAAGAGUAGGUUUUCAUUUCUGCUUUGAAUUUUAAAAAGUGUAUGUGGCAAAGUCUUGAUAAUUGUUGAAUCUGGGUAAUGGGUAUAUGGGGAUUUAUUAUAUACUAUUUUCUCUGUUUUAGUAUAUGCUUAAAAUUACUUAUCAGAAAAAGAAUUUAAGUGUGAAUCUGAAUAAAACAACCCCACAGUAUA
Manis pentadactyla (Chinese pangolin) is the source of this 3172-nucleotide messenger RNA. RefSeq names its product popeye domain containing 3 (gene POPDC3). Bases 1409 to 1771 code for a protein of 120 amino acids. The record is from RefSeq and is a predicted model, not a curated record. Lineage: Eukaryota; Metazoa; Chordata; Mammalia; Pholidota; Manidae. Gene Ontology annotation, cellular component: sarcolemma. Gene Ontology annotation, molecular function: cAMP binding. The transcript has 2 exons.